Entrophospora candida is the source of this 1959-nucleotide messenger RNA. NCBI's taxonomy places the organism in Eukaryota, Fungi, Glomeromycota, Glomeromycetes, Entrophosporales, Entrophosporaceae. The record is from the annotation of a GenBank genome assembly.
AUGUUAAAAAAUACUAAAAAUAUUGAACUACGUUAUGCCCCCCCAAAAAAAGUCAAUGCACGUUACUCGAAACAAGAAUUAGUUGGUAGAGGUGCUUACGGUGCUGUGUAUAAAGGAAUAGAUAAUGAUACAAGUAAAGUCGUAGCAAUAAAAGUUUUAAAUUUAGAUACAGAAGAGGAUGAUGUUGAUGAUAUUAUCAAAGAAAUCAAUUUACUCUCACAAAUUAAACAGAGUGAUUCAAGAAAUAUAACCAGAUAUUAUGGAAGUUUUCUUCAUGGCACUAAAUUAUGGAUUAUCAUGGAAUAUGCAGCAGGUGGAAAUUCUACAAAAGAAGUAAUACAAGCUUUAAUCUAUUUACAUAGAUGCAAAAUAAUUCAUCGUGAUAUUAAAGCCGCAAAUAUAUUAUUAACUGCUGAAGGUAAAGUUCAACUGUGUGAUUUCGGAGUUGCCGGUCAACUAACUGCUUCUUCAACAAAAAGAACAUCAUUUGUUGGCACACCAUAUUGGAUGGCACCCGAAGUAAUUAUCGAAGGAAUUACUGUAUAUGAAAUAGCUACAGGAAAUCCGCCAUAUCAUGAUCAAAAUGCUAUGAAAGCAAUUCAAUUAAUUCCUAAAAAGCCACCUGCAAGAUUAGAAGGAGUAUAUUCACAACAUUUAAAAGAAUUGCGACCAACAGCAGAUGAUUUAUUGAAAAUUAAAUUUGUAAAAAGUGCAAAUAAACAUCAAAAUGGAAUAUUACGAGAUUUAAUUGCAAGGUUUGAACAUUGGAAACAAACGACAGGAUAUCGUCAAUCAUUUUCCGAUCCAUCCUCAAGAAAAUCCUCACAUCAUCGUAAAUCACGUUCUUUAGGAUCACUCACAAAUUUUCCAGACAAAUUGUCACCUGUGGUCGAAAAGAAAGAAGAGAAAACCAUGAUACCUAGAGAUGCUACUAUUAGGUACGGACGCAUACUUGCUGAUGAACUCAUGUCACCGACAAAACCAAUGUAUCUAAGAAAAUAUUCAGAAAAUCAACAUCCACUACAAUUAUUAUUUAACACCGAUGAUCAAAAACAACAACAUCAACGACAGAAUAGUGGCAAUAAAGAUUCUUAUUCAAAGAACUUUUUCGAUAGUCCAACCAUAUCUAUUCCAUCAGAUAAUGACGAGGUUAUCAAUUUUUCAGAUUUAGAUGGCCCGCCUUCUUCACGAACAAUGACAAAAGAACUACUUCAAUCUCAAUAUGAUAACCAAACAAAAGAUGCAUCUUCUACAGAAAAUAAUGACAAUGUUAAUGGUAAAGAUGGAAAAGAUCUCAAAUCACCAGAGAUUAUAGUUCCAUUCGAUCCAUCACCUUCACAAAAAAUUGUUUUAACACCGGUCGAGGAAAUUAAAACUUCAAACGAUUUAUUAUUUCCUAACUCAGCAUCAAAUAAUGAUAAUAAACCUUCUCUUAACAAAGGCCCGUUUAAAUUCAUGAUGACUCCAGUAAGACAUGAAAGUUAUGAUGCAUUACCAUUACCAAACAAUAACGAUUUAUCAUCAGGUAUACCAUUAUACAGGUCAAAAAGUCAAGGUAAAGAACAUCCUCAGUAUGCAAGAAGAGUUAGAUCUGCGACAACUUUAAAUCAAACAAAAUCCCAUGCUGAAGAAUUAUUAGGACAAAAAAAAAUAAAUAACAAUAAUAGUUAUUAUGAUGAUGAUGACGAUGGUUAUGGUAUUAACACUAAAAUAAAUGGUAAUUUGGCUUUGAACGUGCCAAGACAAAGAAGUGUUAGUGAUGUACAAAAAACUUCAAAAGCUAAACUUUUAGUCGAAGAACCUGGACAAAUCAAUUAUUUACUUCCACCACCAUUAAAAAUGGAUAAUUAUCGUGGAACUAGUGAAGUAUUUGAAGACUUAACAAAAACCACUGAGGACUUCCUGCAAUGGAUGAUAUUAUUAGACGCAGGAAUAAGUCAAUUAUUGACAAGAUCUUAA